AUGCUAGAAGACAACAGCCUUGACAGCAUCACCGGCCUCUCAACCUUGAAAGCCAUGCGCAUCAUUCGAUUGACACGAGUGCUGAAGACAGCCCACUUCAUUCGCAUCUUUCGCUUCAUCAUGGCCUUGCGGAUGCUGGUGCAGUCGAUCAUGCACACCGUGAAAGCCCUCUUUUGGGCCUUUCUGCUCUUAACCUUGAUCGUCUACGUCUUCGCGAUACUCUUCUCUCAGGCUGUUUACGACUACAUCAGCGACCCGACAAACCCGCCGUUGCCCGAUGUGGCCCAGGAAGCUGCCAAUCGCUAUUUUCGGAGCCUGGUGCGAAGUAUGAUGGCGCUGUUCAUGAGCAUUGCCGGCGGAGUGAGUUGGGAGGAGGUCAUCAAUCCCCUGUCGUAUGUGUCCGGCUUUUGGGAGGCUCUCUUCCUGUUCUUCAUCCUUUUCUCAUACCUGGCGGUGUUGAACGUGGUGACCGCAGUCUUCUGCCAUGCAGCCAUCGAGUCAGCUCAGAAGGAUCAUGCCACGGUGGUGCAGAACAUGCUGGACAACAAGGAGCAGCAUCUCCAAAAGUUGAAAUCCUUGUUUGAGAAGAUCGGUGAUCGGGCGGCUGGUGGCAUUACUUUCGGCAUGUUCGAAGAGAAAAUCACCUCCCCGGCAGUUCGUGACUACUUCGAGACGUUAGGCUUGGAUGUGUGGGACCCGUGGGCGUUCUUCAAGCUUCUGGAUGUCGACGGGGGCGGUGUCGUGGAGUUGGAGGAGUUUUUUCUUGGUUGCCUCCGCUUCAGCGGCGAGGCCACAGCCAUGGAAGUGGGAAAGCUGGCUGCCGACCAGAGGUGGCUGAUCAAAAGCCAGGGAAACUUCCAGAAGUUAGUUGAAGCCGAGCUCCUUCAGACGAAGGAGCUUCUGGCGAUCGUGUCUCAGGCGAUGCUCAAUGCCACUGCCAAAGACGGCCAACUUUGUUCGACGGAGCUGUGA
This is a messenger RNA of Symbiodinium natans, 972 nucleotides long. The record is from the annotation of a GenBank genome assembly. NCBI's taxonomy places the organism in Eukaryota, Dinophyceae, Suessiales, Symbiodiniaceae.